CCUGAUUUUCUUUCCCCCGCCGGCCGCCGCCGCAGACACGAACAAGAGAGUUUUCUCUUGACCGUGUUACCCCAAGACAAAAACACACAAAGCAUUCGCUGUUUACACUUCACAAACCCGAAUCAAUCAAGCACCGGAGGGACAGGGCGUUUCUUGCGCAAUCGAUGCCUCUCGAGCUUCUCCACUUGGUCACCGCGUUACUUCUCCUCACGGCCGCCGGCGGCGAUGAUGAUGGCCGGCGGUUCGCCUACAACGGCUUCUCGGGCGCCAAUCUCACCCUCGACGGCGUGGCAGCGGUCACGCCGAACGGCCUCCUCAUGCUGACUAACGGCACCAUCCAGAAGAAAGGCCACGCCUUCCACCCAUCCCCGGUACCGUUCCGCGGCAGCACGCGGUCGUCGUCCUUCUCGACGACCUUCGUCUUCGCCAUCUUCGGGCAGUACAUCGACCUGAGCAGCCCUGGCAUGGCCUUCUUCGUCACCACGUCGAGGGAGAUCCUCUCGACCGCGCUGCCGGGCCAGUUCAUGGGCCUCCUGAACGCCACCAACAACGCCAACCGGGACGCCCACAUCUUCGCCGUGGAACUGGACACCCUCCUCAACGCCGAGUGUCGCGACAUCAGCAGCAACCAUGUCGGCAUCGACGUGGACAGCCUGGUGUCGCGAGCUUCCGCCGACGCCGGCUACUACGACGACGGCGACGGGCGGUUCCGGAACCUGAGCCUGAUCAGCCGGAAGGCGAUGCAGGUGUGGGUGGACUACGACGGCGCAGCCGCGGAGGUCACCGUGACCAUGGCUCCCCUUGGCGUCGCCAGGCCCAAGAAGCCCCUGCUCCGAACCACGGCGAACCUCUCGGCCGUGUUGCAGCAGCAGGACACGGCGUACGUGGGCUUCGCGUCGGCCACGGGGAUCCUCUUCUCGCGCCACUUCGUCGUGGGCUGGAGCUUCGCGCUGGACGGGCCGGCGCCGGCGCUGGACAUCUCGUCGCUACCGGCGUUGCCGCCGAGCGGGCCCAAGCCACGGUCCAAGGUGCUGGAGAUCGUGCUUCCCAUAGCGUCCGCGGCGGCGGUCCUCGCCGCCGGCGUCGCCGUCUACGUCGUGGUACGGCGGCGUCUCAGGUACUCGGAGGUCAUCGAGGACUGGGAGGCCGCGUUUGGGCCGCACCGGUUCUCUUACAAGGACUUGUUCCAUGCCACCAAAGGAUUCAGCGACGAGAACUUUCUCGGGGCAGGAGGCUUUGGAAGCGUCUACAAGGGCGUGCUCCACAGAAAAAAGUCUGCCAUGGAGGUCGCCGUGAAGAGGGUGUCGCACGAGUCACGGCAGGGGAUGAAGGAGUUCAUCGCCGAGGUCGCGAGCAUGCGACGGCUGCGCCACCGCAACCUGGUGCAGUUGCUCGGCUACUGCCGGCGAAAGGGACAGCUUCUCCUGGUCUAUGAUUACAUGCCGAAUGGUAGCCUGGACAGGUACCUAUACGAUUGUAGCAAGGGUAGUACACUGGAUUGGCCUCAGAGGUUCCAUAUCAUCCGGGGAGUGGCUUCCGGGUUAUCAUACCUCCAUGAGGAUUGGGAGCAAAUCGUCAUCCACCGAGAUGUCAAAGCAAGCAACGUGCUCUUGGAUGACCAGAUGAAUGCGAGGUUAGGGGAUUUUGGCCUAGCAAGGCUUUAUGAUCAUGGAUCGGAUGCAAGAACCACACACGUGGUCGGCACUAUGGGAUAUCUAGCUCCUGAACUAGGGCACACUGGCAAGGCGACCCCGUCUACCGAUGUUUUCGCCUUCGGGGCAUUCGUUCUUGAGGUCACCUGCGGGCGGAGGCCGAUUGAGCAAGGCGAGGGGAACAAAAGCACCAUGCUCGUGGAUUGGGUUGCCGAACAUUGGCGUAAUGGUUCGAUCACAGAGGCAGCGGACACGAAGAUGCUAAACAGGUUUAGUCUUGAUGAGGUUUCCCUAGUGCUAAAACUCGGGCUUAUGUGCUCACACCCACUUCCCAAUGCAAGGCCGACCAUGCGGCAAGUCAUGCAGUACCUCGACGGCGACACGGUCCUCCCAGACUUGUCGCCGGCAUACCUCAGCUCAUCAACCAUGCUGGAGUGGAUGUACAGCCCGGAGUUGAACAAGAAUGUAAUGUCGUAUGUGCCGUCGAUGAGCUCCGGUGGCAUUUCUGAUCUCUCUGGAGGAAGGUGAACGAGUGCCUGCUUCGUAGAACAAUAAUUGAGUUGGACUCGAUUGUACUUGUCUCUAAUCGUUUCUAUUUUUAUUCAUCGCAUUAACUAGCACUGUGGAAAAGUUGUCUGAUUUUCCAAUAACUUCAUCAAAUCAAUGAAGUCUUGUUAGAGUUUCUCGUUCAUAGAAAGACAACUUUAUCUAGAUUGUUUUGAAGACA
This is a messenger RNA of Setaria italica (foxtail millet), 2379 nucleotides long. Its product is annotated as L-type lectin-domain containing receptor kinase IV.1-like. Gene Ontology annotation, biological process: protein phosphorylation. The coding region runs from base 165 to 2180 and encodes 671 amino acids. Gene Ontology annotation, molecular function: carbohydrate binding; protein kinase activity; ATP binding. NCBI's taxonomy places the organism in Eukaryota, Viridiplantae, Streptophyta, Magnoliopsida, Poales, Poaceae. Gene Ontology annotation, cellular component: plasma membrane. The record is from RefSeq and is a predicted model, not a curated record. The transcript has a single exon.